AUGUCUGAGACAUCUUCAGUCAACUCUGGGUCCAGCCAGCGACUCUUGCAGCUGUCUCUGAAGGGGGAAUGGAUUGCGCUCGAGCAGACAAUCAAAGGGAUGGAAAAGGGAGACCCAGAACUAACGAUAAUCGAUGAGGUAAAAUGUUUGUUGUUGUUGUAAUUUAAUCUAAACAGUUUUUUUUUACCGGUUUAUUCGCUUGAUGUGCACCAGUAAGAUAUGUAAUGAAGGGUGGGACUUAAGUAAAAUCAAUAAAUACAUCAAAUUAGCCUAAUGUUAAUCAAAUAUAUUUGGACUAUUAAUUACAUAUAUAUAUAUAUAUAUAUAUAUAUAUAUAUAUAUAUAUAUAUAUAUUUGUUAUAGCCUACACAUAUUUCUGGGCUAUAAAGGAAGAUCUGAAUAUUAGUAUCUUAAAAACAGCAGAAUACAUUUAAAAAAAUAUAUAUAUAUAUAUAUAUAUAUGGUAAAACAAUUUUUCAAGCAUGUCAAAUAAUUGAUUAGAAUUAUGAAAUGUUGGUGGAUAGCUAUUUGAUACUAUUGAGUCAGCUAAUGAGAUAGAUAUGGUUGAUUCUUCUCUUUUCCAGGAGUCUGGCUUGAGUCUCCUGAUGAUUGCAGUGAGGGAGAACCGCCUAUUUGCAGUAGACAGACUACUGGAGUUAGGAGGCAGCACUAGUGAAAGGACAAAGGUAAGAACUUACUCAAACUGGAAAUGGUUAAUGAUGAUGAUGAUAAUGAUGAUGAGGAUGAUGAGGAUGGACUGAUCCAAGGGCAGCAGUCGGAUAGUUUCCAACUACUGUAAGCAUAUACUGUAACACCGUGAUAUAAUCAUUGUAAAAUUACAUUGCAGGAUUACUCCCAAGUCUAUUUUCAGGCUACAUAUUAAGAAACAACUAUGUAAGCAUGCACCACUAUUCUCAUUCUAACUGGACACGAGAGUAGUGCAGUGGACUAGUGGGUAAUAGCUCCCGAGUGGCGCAGCGGUCUAAGGCACUGCAUCUUAGUGCUUGAGGCGUCACUACAGACCCCCUGGUUGGAUUCCAGGCUGUAUCACAACCGGCCGUGAAUGGGAGUCCCAUAGGGCGGCGCACAAUUGGCCCAGCUUUGGCCGGUGUAGGCCGUCAUUGUAAAUAAGAAUUUGUUCCUAACUGACUUGCCUAGUUAAAUAAAGGUAAUAAUAAAUAGGGGUAGAUCAUAGGAAUAGAAUAGGUGGUAUUGCUAUUAGAACUCUUUCUAUGGGGUAGAUCAGGGUUGCUUCUGAGGUAAAGGUUGUUGGCAGAGGAGUGGGCGUACUGGCGGUGCUGACCUUUACGAUGGAGACACUCACUAGGCAUCUCUUCUGGUUUCUAUUCUAUUGCAUUUAUGACACAGCUGGGCACAGUGACUUUACUUUACCCUCCCUGCAAGUCAGAAUCAAAACAACACAAUGAUGAGAAUGACAAAACAAUCAUUUGGCAUACUGUAUCUCCCCGUGAAUAGCCAAAAUUCAACUUUUGGAAAACGUCACUUUUCACACAUUUCAUUUUUGUGGUGGAACAGGGAUAGUAGGAACCUACAAAAUGUGUGAUAUAAUAUCUGAAAGCUCCUUUAUUAAAUGGAUAACGCACACUGCCAUAAAGUGGUGACAUAACUAGACAGACUAAUCAUUUCAGUAGGUGUUUUCUCCCCACAUUCACUAUAAAAUGAAUUAUGUCAUAUGUGUACAGCAGCUGUUAUAGGCAGUUAAAAUCUAUGAAAUCAUGAGCAUUGAAGCAGAUUGAGCACAAAAGCAGUUGAAUAUCUCAAAAUACUGUAGGCCUACUGACAGUGGGUAUUGUUCCUUUAUUGGGUGAAAUUUUGAAAGCUUGUUUAGGAAAGUAGACUGCCCUUCCCACAGCGUCCACUUAUCUAAAGCUUUCAUUGUCCUGACAGGUAACUUCAUCAAAGCAUCCUGUUUAUUUUAUCCCACAAGACAGAAUGUUUAUUUUUUGCUGAUUACAUUUCCUGAUCCCUGAUUUGUCUGCUGUCUUGUCAACUCCUAUGGUAAACAGCACAGACAGAUUAGGGAUCAGGCUGAGUAAUCAGCAGAAAAAUCCAUUAUGUCUUGUGGGAAAAAGUAAACAGGAUGCUUUUACAUAAACAAAUAGAAAUCCUAUAUGGAUGGUGUUAAGAGAUAGAUGGGAGGUAUUGAAUAGAGUUGAAGGAUGGGACUAAUAACAAAUAACAACAAAUAAUAACAAAGAUAGCUAAUAAUGUAAGCAUACUGUGUCCAUAAUAAGUAUAUAGGUUGUAUGUUGGGAGCUUUUGGGAAAGAGCACAGUUAGAAAGAUAUGGCAUUUAGAAGCAAACCGGAUGGACAUCAUGAAAAUGAUCGGAGAGGUUGAGAGUAGAAGAGGUUCAGGAGCAAAAAAAUAAAUAAAUAUGUAUGUAUAUAUAUAUGUAUGUAUAUAUAUAUAUAUAUAUAUAUAUAUAUAUAUAUAUAGAAUUAUUGUAAAAUUAACUCUGUCCAUAAGGUGUAGAUAGUAAGUAUAGACCGGAAGUAGAGGCCUGGGCGUUGUUGUUCACUAAUUUACUCCAAGUAGGGAAAGGAUGGUGGGGUUGAAAAGUAAUAAAGGGGAAUAUAUAUAUAAAAAAUAAAAAUAAACAUGGGGGAUUGGAAGUGAUGCAGACAAUUACAUUGAUAGAAGAUACAAUCUAUCUGCAAUAUUAAGCUGAUCCAUCCCCCCGAAAAAAAUAAAAAAAUAAAAUAAAAAAAAUUAUUAGCUGUAGCUUACCAUAGGGAAAAAUAGGAAAUUAUGAAUCAUUAUAAAAAUGUCCUGUAUACAUCAUAGUCUCCAUUGUAAAAUCCCGGGCAUGUUUCUAUUUAGUAUGAGCUCAAGUGUUGUAUUUUCCAAUAAAUUUGCUCCUGGGUUCAGUUCAUUUCAUAUUUUUAUCUGAUGUGUAAUAGUUUAUGAUUGUAGUCUAUUGUUGCUGUUCUACCCUAAUGUUUCCACUCCAGCUCAAACCUACAAUCCAUGGAAACCCUUACUGACUUAUGACUUAUGGGGGAAUUUAAUGGCGUGCAAAUGCAAUCUCUCCACUCCAUGCACAAAACCCCCAGAAGUUUGGAUUUAAGCCUGUAGCAAUUUAUUUUCAGUAUAUCUAGUGAAGCCACAUAAAACAUUUAUCAUUGGUAGAUAUAUUAGUAGAUAUGUUCUGCUAUUGGAAUGCAAUACUUUGCUAUCAUUCUAUACUUUGCACAGUAAGCCUAGUCUGCAGCCAGCAAGGCUAGCCCAAAACAAAGAUGACAUUUUCUGUAGGACUGCAGGAUGACUUUAAUGCAACUUAUUUUUGUUCAUUUUUCACUUUUUAGAAAUGCUUAAUAUCUUGGCAUAAUGUAUUUGGCCAUGUAGCCCAAAAAGUUGAUGGUCCAAAUAGCAUCUGAGUCUAAUAUUUGCACAAUUGACUCAUCAUAUAUUUACCUAUCACAUUUAUCUUAAUGUGGUAUCUUACUUUGAACAGUUUCUCACAGCAGGAAAAUAAUCCUGCAGCAACAGGAAAUGUGAAUUAUGCAUUAUAAUUAAUGGACAUUUUUGUAGAGGUUGAUACAUUUUUGGCUAAGAUAAAUCAGGUCUAACUUUUUAAACUGGAAAUUACAAACUUUAGAAGUGUUUUGAAACCUUGAAUACUCUACAAUUUGCAUUACCUGCUGCACAGGAAAAUUAUCUCUGACAACAGAGUGAUCAAAUUAAGAUAGUACAUCUGUAAGCAGAGACGUGAUAUAUAGUUUGUCCUAAUCAGUCCAGUAAACACUGUGUGUGCUGAGACAUGAAUCCCUUGUCACUUGCAGUAGUGUGUGCAGAUGUGUACAGCCCACAGCCCUGUCUGGAAGGAUUUAGAGCUGUUGGUCUGAGACAAGAGAGCCAGAGCCGAGAACGUCUGAUCUGAGAGGGUUUCUCUUGGGGUUUGGCAGUCUCGUCCCACUGGGGUGGCAGAAUGCAACGUCUGACCAUGCCAACGUGUGUGUUUGUGUGUGUGUGUGUGUGUUUGUGUGUGUGUCUGUGUGUGUUUGUGUGUGUGUGUGUGUGUGUGUCUGUAUUUGUGUGUGCAUGCGUGUGUAUGAACAUGCCAACGUGUUCCCGCGCUGCGGUGCCUCUGGUAUACUGUGUAGCCAAUGGAUGUGGAGGAAACCAGAGAAGUUAUUAGCAGAGAGAGAGAGAGAGAGAGAGAGACGGACUACUUGCGUCAGUCGGAAUACGUAGACUCUGGAGAGCAGGAAUGUGAGGUUACAGACUCUUUAAUGACAGAAGGGCUGUCCCACAGUUGACUUUUUACGGUCUCUGUGUCACUUCCUAAAAUCUUUGUUUUUAUUCUGUCAUUUUUUGGCCAUUCUUUCUGUUAGUUCAAAGAUAGUUCUUAUCAAUUCUUGAGUCUUUCUGUCCUUUAUAUAGAAUAUUUAACUUCUUCCCAUUGCACUGGUGUGUAACAAAGAAUUGACUCCAUAUUAAUUAUGGUACUGGUGGAAAAUCAGUCAUGCUAUCAAUUUACUCCACACUGUUUGACAAGUUCCAAACAUACUUUAACAAUUUAUUAACCUUGCUACAAUAUGUAUUUAUUAAUGUGGAGCCAAGCAAUAUUUUUACUGGGUCUCUUCAGUUAGAGAGAGGAUUUCUUUUGUAGAUCAUCAUACAUACACUCUUAGAAUUAAUUUUUGCCAUCUAGAACCGAAAAGGGUCCUGCAGCUGUCCCCAUAGGAGAACCCUUUUUGGUUCCAGGUAGAACCCCUUUUGGUUCAAGGUAGAACCCCUUUGGAACCCAAAAAAGUUAUACCUAGAACCAAACAGGAUUCUACCCUGAACCAAAAAGGGUUAUCCUAUGGGAACAGCUGCAGGACUCUUUUGGAACCUUUUUUUCUAAGCGUGUACACAUAGCUAUCUGGUAAUGUACACAUAGCUAUCUGGUAAUGGUGGAAUUGGGUGAACCAUUGCUGUAUUUCAUACUGCUCCUCUUCUCCAAACCUCUCUCCUUCUUUUUGUUGGCAUUGCCUCAUUGGAGUCUUUUCCCACUCUGUAUGUAUUGGUAUUUGCUCUCAAACAAGGCUCUUGUUGCACCACCCCAAUAGAGCACUUGCAUUUCAGAUUUGGACAGAAGCAAAAAAAACUAUUUAUGUGAUCAUUUAAAAAAAUAAUGGGUGGCUUAUGGAAUAUCUCAUGGCCGGGUUGCAGACUGCCCUAAGUAUUUUCUCUGUGGUGUGCCUCAAUGUGAGGUUACAGACGUUAUACAUUACUCCACAAAGGAGCAUGGGUAAAAAAUGCUUCCCUCGUAGAAAAACUAUAAUCCCAGACUGAUGGAUUGGUGGCUGCAACCACAUCUGCACUCGUUUGAGCAACUCUGAAUCACAUUAUAGACUGAUUAUCAUACUUCUAUCAUACAUUAAGUCAGACUGCACAAUGGAAGGAUUUACUGAGACAUGGCAGGAUCUUAAAUGCAGUGCAAUUUGUAAAUUAGGGGUGUGUGUGUGUGUGUGUGUGUGUGUGUGUGUGUGUGUGUGUGCAGUCUGACCUAAUCAUCAAUCUGCAAUAACUAUAUUAUGCUGGGCCAGAAUUGACUAUGUUGUCUCUAUGUUUGUGUCCUAUAGGAUGGCAGGACUGCAUUGCAUGUAGCUGCAGCACACUCCAAGGAAGACAUUGUGAAGCUCCUGGCCAGAAAGGCAGAUGCUGACUCACUAGGAGGGGUAAGUUGUCUCUAGCCCCAGUGUAAGCCUCUCUGUAUUCUUUAUUCUAAAUUCUAUAUUGAAUACAUUUUAUUUUAUUCUAUUCUAUUCCUUUCUUCAUCUCACCCUUCUACCUUUACCUCUAAACCUAUUCCCCCAGACGUUGUGCUGAGGACAGCCCAGGGAGGAUAGCAUUCCUAAACAGGCCUGUGGUUUGGCUUAUUUGGCCCUUUUUUCUCCUCAGUGGUUACUGAAAACUGCUAUUAUUUGUGUGAGUUUUGGCCGAGCUGACCUGUUAUGACAUCCAGAGUCUGUCUAACGGACAGGAACCACUAUGGGCUUAGAGGACACAAAUGACAGCCUGCUACCUUCAAUAUGAUCAAGCUGUCUAGUGGGGUUUUGAUGACUAAUCUAUCGGGUGGUUUCUUAUAGCAAUGUCUGCCCAUACAAACAUCUGCAGGCAUUCAUAUUUUCUGUUAAGCAGAGGCCCAACUGUGCCAAGACUAUAGAGCAUGAAAAUAUGAUUUUACAUAAAGUGAUCUACAUGUGAAUUAUUUGGCUAAGAGAGAGAAAGAGAGACAGAAUAAGAAAGGAGAGAGAGAGAGAGAGAGAGAGAGAGAGAGAGAGAGAGAGAGAGAGAGAGAGGAGAGAGAGAGAGAGCAAGAGAAAGAGAGAGAGAGAAAGAGAAAGAGAGAGUGAGAGAGUGAAAGAGAGAGAGAGAGAGUGAGAGAGAGAGAGAGAGAGAGAGAGAGAGAGAGAGAGACAGACAGAGACAGAGAGAAAUAAAGAAAGAGAGAGGAAAAUGUGCUUGAGGUAAUCCCCAGAGGAAGAAAAGACCCAUGGUGGUUCUUGGCUCACAGCCAUCGUGCAGACCCAGAUUCCCAAGGGUGCUGUAGACCCAGAUUCCCAAGGGUGUUGUAGACCCAGAUUUCCAAGGGUGCUGACAAUCCUGGACUCUCUAAGGAAGCUAGUGGCGGGAAAAGUGCCGCCAAAAUAAUCAGCUGUUUCCCCAUAAUAGUAAUAUAAUAUAAUAUGCCAUUUAGCAGACGUUUUUAUCCAAAGCGACUUAUAGUCAUGUGUGCAUACAUUUUUACGCAUGGAAUACAGAAACUGUGUACCGAACUUAAUAAUCACCCAGUGUGAUCAAACAAAAAUGCCAAGAUGAUGAUGGUUAGAUAAAUAAUGAAUCAAGUGGACAAAAUGUGUUGGACUCAGACGCAUCUUUGACAUGGAUUUUGGCUACAUCACCAAAACAAAUUCCUAACCGUAUCGCAGGUUGACGUUUAUUGUCAUGAAUCUUGCCUUGGAGGCAGAACUGAGCAAAUUCCACUAGAUGGGCCAGCUGCAAAGUUAAAAUGGUCUAUAUUGUAAAAAGUCAUGAAAACAAAAAUGAGCUUUUUGGUCUUAAAUUAAGGUUAGGGUUAGGUUAGCAGUGUGGUUAAGGUUAGGGUUAAGGUUAGGGUUAGGCAUUAUGGUUAACAGUGUGGUUAGGGUUAGGGUUAGAUUUAAAAUCUGAUUUGAUGACUUUGUGGCUGUGCCAUCUAGUGACCACUCUGUAGAGCUGCCUCCAGAACAACGCUAACCUGCAACCAUAUCCCCCAUUCUGCCCUCUUCAUUAUACCAGCCCAAGGACCAGCUGCCUCUCCACUUUGCUGCCUCCCGAGCCACCCCAUCCCUCGGUACCAUCCAGACACUGCUAAAAUUCUCCAGCAAAGAGGCCCGGCUCGUACCAGACAAGGUAGGGUAUCUGCCACAUGAUACCGCAGUGGGACGCACUCUUCUCCUCCCUCUCAUCCAUCACUUCUCACCUCAUCCGUCAAUCAAAUGUAUUACUGUGUGGUCUCGAAUGACUGGAAUAACCAACUGUGCUGUAUAUAUAAGCUAAGCACAGGCUGUGUCCCAAGUGGGACUCUAUUCCCUAUAAAGUGCACUACCUUUGACCAGAGCCCUAUGGGCCCUGCCUAUGGGCCAUGGUCAAAAGCAGUGCACUAUAUAGGGAAUAGGGUGCCAUUUCGGAUGCACCCACUGACUUUCACAGUAUAUUAUCUUUACCCUGAGGAGAUUCUCUGGCUUUUGACUGUGCUGGGUUGCAGCUCACAGACAGUCAUUGUUUCCAUCUCUUUGUGUCUGUGUCCAGGAUGGCUGCAUUCCACUGCUCUUAGCUGUCGAAGCCGGGAAUGUUGGAAUCGUUAAGGAGCUCCUUGGAACUCUAUCUGAGCCUCAGCUUAGGGCUCAGAAAACAGUAAGAGCCAACUAAGGUGUCUGGGGUUACAUGGUUGCAAGGGCCCUGCAAAGUGUUUCAUUUAGGAAUAAGAGCUAUACUGUAGCUAUAGUAUUCAUAAUAAUAGCUACAUUAUGUUUAUUGACACAUAUUAAAGUAAAGGUUAAGGUUUUAAAACAGGUUAGAACCUCUGGAUAGGAAAUCUGUGUAGGUAAGAUUAAUGGACAGUUACAUAAAUCAAAAUUGGUUGACAAAAUUAUUUUGAUAUUAAGUUAUAAGAGUUGGCCCAAAAUGUACAACUAAUCAUGUACUUUACAACCAAUCAAAGUACAGAGGUGCGUUGGGUACACCCAAGCAACUAUAGCACUAUGUCACAUAACACCAGUCUAGUGUUUAUAACAUUAUGCCACAUGACACCAGUCUUUUGAUUCCCUCCCUCCCUUCAUGCUGUAAUGGCACUAUGAAACUACUCUCUGUGACAUAUUAAACCAUGACUUAGUACUACAGCCCAAAGUACCAACAUGUUUCCAAUUGUGGCUAGCCCUGUAAUAAGUCAUGGUGAAAAUGAGAUAAUAGGUUAACCGAGCACUUACAGAAAAAGCACUCAGUUUUAAAGGAAAAUAUGUGCAAAUAUCCCAAACCACUUUAUCAGGGUGUUUAAUAUGUUUCUAGUGUUUUUCUGUUUUUUAUCAUUUAUCAUUUGGGUGAUUUACUGACCCAUGUGUCUUCUGAGGCUCCACCUCCAGGGGUUUACAGGCUUGGUCUUUCUAUUUACAUGUGGUGUUUAUGACACAACGCACAAUGAUUGUAAUGUAAUUAUGUUCACUAUUAAAAUUGUGUGUUGUGGUGUCCACAUCGAUAGAUAGCCUGGUCCCAGAUGUCUUUGUGCUGUAUUGCCAACUCCUAUAUUAUUUGCCAUGACAACUACUGUAGGAGUUGGCAAUACAGCACAAAGAGAUCUGGGACCAGGCUACUGUAUAGAAACAUUGCAAAAAAGUGAGUCUGUGCAACAUUAUGUGUUUGAUACUGUACUUCAGGGGAGUGGAGAUGCAGCUCUCCAUGUCUGCUGCCGAAGGAAGGACUUGGAGAUGGCUAAAGUCCUCAUUGAGAACGGGGCCAAUGUAGACAUCCAGAAUGUGAGUAGGUAGUGUAUUAGGUUCCCCUUGCAAACAGGGAAACAAGACUAUCACAGGCAUGAGUAAUCAAACUUAACAUUCUGUUCUCUGCACUGCAUUCUGUUCUCGUAAACUUUCAUAGACAAGACAUUGGUAUGGAGACAGUAAAAACAUCUAGCACAGCUAUUGGGUGUGGUUAUUGUAGAGUUGUACAUCUGUUGUUUUGUGUCUGACAGGAGGAAGGGCAGACUCCUCUCCACAUAGCUGCCUGGGAGGGAGAUGAGCUGCUGCUGAAACUGUUCUACCAGAGCAAGGCCAACCCUAAUGUCACUGACAAGGUGGGGGAGGAAGGAAGGAAGGAAGCCCAUAGUAGAACAAAGUAUAACUGUAUAAUACAAAAAAAACUAUCUUCUGAAUCCCAUUGUUUCAGCCAUGUUUUAGACAGUUUUUUUCCGGACACUGAUUAGGCCUAGUCCUAAUCAAAAGCAUGCUUAAUGGAGAUUCUCCAUUGAAGUGCCUCUUAGUCCAAGACCAGGGUUAAUCUGUGUGUGACGAGUACUGAGUAUAUGAAGAGGCAGGACGCAGACACAGGAAUUAACAAGGUCAAGGUUUACUUAACAAUGAUCAAGAGAAAUAGCAAAGAUAGAGUAAACGACACGAAGCUAAACAAUCACACACAACAUCAUCCAGAACAGUCCAGGGCUAAAUAGGGGUGGUGAUGAGAUGAGGUACAGGUGCGCUGGAGGUGAUUAGGGUGCGUUGGGUUUCCAUUCCGGUGUUGCCGAGGUGGUGCGCUCAGACUGGUGGCUCAGUAGACCGGCGAAUCAGAGCGCCGGAGGGGAGCAACGGGAGGAGACGUGACAGUACCCGUGACAGAUCCCCAGGCUGGAAUACAGGGGCCUCACUGCGGUGGCGGUCGGCUUGGUCCUUCUGCCGACUAAUGGCCCUCUGGAGAUAGACAUGGGCGGCGUCCCAGACCUGUCCGGCCCUGUGGAACCACUCGUCAACAGCGGGCGCAUCGGUCUGGCUGGGUGUCCAAGGGGCCAGGGCCGGCUGGUACCCCAGGACGUACUGGAAGGGAGUGAGCCCCGUGGAGGAGUGAACGAGGGAGUUCUGAGCAUAUUCUGCCCAGGGAAGAAACCUUGCCCACUCACCCUGCUGGUCCUGACAGUGGCAACGAAGAAACUUCCCCAGCUCCUGGUUCACGCGCUCCACAUGCCCAUUUGACUGAGGCCUAUACCUGGAGGUGAGGCUGGCCGUGGCCCCGAUCUUAUCCAGGAAAGCCUUCCACGCUUGGGAGGUGAAUUGGGGGCCACGGUCCGAGACGAUGUCCUCCGGAAGUCCAUAAUGCCGGAAGACCUGUUGGAACAGGACCUCAGUGACCUGACUAUGGACAGGUGUGACCAAGGUCGGUGAGGCACUGAUAGAGGAACUAGUUUGCCUGCCGGGGCGUUCCGAGGUGUCUUUGUUUGGGCACAUACGGAGCAGGAGUUGACAUAGCGGGAGACAUCAGAAGCCAAGGUGGGCCACCAGUAUUUCUGGGCUAGAGAAUGCAGGGUGCGUGUAAUACCAGAGUGCCCUGCCGUAAGGGUGGUGUGCGCCCAGAUCAGCAGGCGGUCACGGACACUGGUGGGUACAUACAUGCGCCCCCAGAGGGGCAUUGGCAGGCGAAUGGGUCCUCCUGAGCCGCCAGGCGGAUGUCUUCGUCCACAUCCCAAACGACAGGUGCAACGAUGAGAGAAGAGGGCAGGAAAGGACCCCCCAGAUCUUUCCUUUCUCCGGUAUGGUGCAUCCUGGAGAGUUCGUCGGCCUUCACAUUCUGGGAUCCUGGGCGGUAGGACAGAAUGAAUUGGAAGCGAGUGAGAAAUUGGGCCCACCUGGCUUGACGAGAGUUCAUCCGUUUCGCUGCCCGUAUGUGCUCAAAAUUCCGGAGGUCAGUAAGAAUCCGGAAUGGAUGGACUGCGCCCUCCACCCAGUGUCUCCAUUCCUCCAGAGCUAGGACCACCGCUAACAGCUCCCUGUCUCUAACUCCAUAGUUCCUCUCUGCGGUGGUAAGCUUUUUAGAGAAAAAGGCACAGGGAUACAUUUUCUGUGGCUUACCGUGCCGCUGGAAGAGGACCGCACCUGUUGUGGAAAAUGUUGUCCUUAUACUAAUCAAAGAAUCAAAGUACUUCAGAGUUUUUGUAGAAUUAAGAUAGACUUUAUUACAAUUAGACAAAGCCGGGGUGAUUUGCAAAGCAUCCUCCCGUCUACCUCUCAGCUCUCCAUUUAUAUAGUAAUAUUCACAUACAUCCUAGCUUAAAGCCCCUCCCUCUUAGGUUCCCCCAUCAUUAUCUUCAGUUUCCCCCUCUCGACCGCUCCGCCCACUUCAUUAGUCUAUGAUAGCGGCUAAUUUGGACUUUUAUUCAGUUUAGAAUCAAUAGUAGUACCAUCAAUCAAGCCCUUAUCAUGCACAAAUAAUCAUGUUCAGUUUAAACUCAACUCUGGCUCCGCUCUCAGGACUUUGUUUUGAGGAGAGAGGCACAAGGCAACAGUCUGGUUUCAGUCUCUGAUAAGGUAGGACAGCCAUGGAUUAGGUAAGAGUGAGGAAUUUGACCCGAGGUCAGAUCCCCACUUCACACACACAUAAACCCAGCGAAAGGAACCAAUCAAGUUCCUGCACAGCAACAGAGAGUACCCAUGUCUAAUUUUGACUCCAUGUUCAUCAUGUCUGUAAUUAACUUUGUUUAUCUCAUAGUUUACAGAAAAAUGUUCAUCACACCCACGCCCUCCUCCAAUGCGUCCACCUCCAGGAUGAAAAGACAAGAAGGAUCUGGGUGUUUUAGAAUGGGGCGCUCUGGUGAACCUCUCCUUCAGCCUCUUGAAGGCAGUGUCAGCCUCAGGGUUCCAGGCCAACUUCUGAGGCCCACCCUUAAGGAGAGAGGUGAGAGGGGCGGCUAUGGAGCUGAAGGACCUGAUGAAACGCCGGUAGAACUUAGCGAAGCCCAGGAAGCUCUGUAGGCCCUUGAUGGUGGUGGGAACUGGCCAUGACCUGACGGCGUCAGUCUUCACUCCUUCCAUGAACACACCCUGAGGACUGAUCCGGGAUCCCAGGAAGGAGAUGGCCUGUUGGUGGAAUUCGCAUUUCUCCCCCUUCACCAACAGGCUGUGUUCCCGGAGGCGGAGUAGGACAGCUCGGACGUCCCUGAUGUGCUCCUUGAACGUAGCCGUGUAGAUAAGGAUAUCUUCGAUGUACACCACCACCUGUCUACUCAGCAUGUCCCGGAACACGUCAUUGACGAAGGACUGGAACACAGAAGGUGCGUUGGCGAGGCCGUAGGGCAUGACACAGUAUUCAUAGUGGCCUGAGGUAGUGCUGAAUGCCGUCUUCCACUCGUCUCCUUCCCAGAUUCGGAUCAGGUUGUAGGCACUCCUCAGGUCCAACUUGGUAAAGUACCGGGCCCCUCGUAGCUGCUCGAUGGCCGACGGAACCAGAGGGAGGGGGUACCGGUACUUGGUGGUGACAGCGUUCAGCCCCCUGUAGGCAAUGCAUGGUCUCGGUCCUCCGUCUUUUUGGGCCACGAAGAAGAAGCUGGCGGAGGCAGGAGAGGUAGAGUGUCUGAUGAACCACGUUUUCAGGGUCUCCGCCACAUACUUCUCCAUGGCCUCAGUCUCCGCCAUGGAAAGGGGGUAAAUGCGACUCUUCGGGGGGUGUUGUCCCUCCAGCAGGUCAAUGGCGCAGUCCCAGGGCCGGUGAGGAGGGAGACACAUAGCCUUUAAUGAAGACAAGACAUCGGAGAGAUCUGUGUACUCACGUGGAAUGUUGGACUGGAGGGUGGACUCCGGACUCUCCACUGACGUGGAACAACAAACCACCGGCAGGCAGGUCUUCUGGCAUGAGGUGGACCAGGCUGUGAUCCUCUUGGUGCUCCAAUUGAUGGUGGGGUUGUGUAGUCUGAGCCAGGGCAAUCCCAAGACGAUCCGGUGAAUGGGGUGACGUGACGAUGUGGAAUGACAGCUCCUCGUGGUGCUCCGGUAGUGUGGGAAUGGUGAUGGGGAGGGUGACGUGCGUAAUGGUGCCUGAUCCAAAGGGUUUAUUGUCCAGUGAGGUGAUGUGUAGCGGAGAUAGCAGUGGCACGGUGGGCAACCCCCAUUCAGAGACCAGCUCCCUAUCUAUAAGGUUCCCAGCUGAUCCGGAAUCUAUUAUUGCAGUAUAAAUGGAAGAUAAGGAAUAACCAGUCACUGUUAUGGGAACUAAAAACAAUGGUUUUGUGAUAGGAGCUGACGUAACACUCACGGAGCGGCAACGGGAGUCAUACCGCCUAGAUAGGGAGCCACCAGGAGAUCUGUGGUCCGUGGUGGGGGGUGCUGCCCACCUCCAUGGGUGAGGACUCGGAAGCAGUGCGGCUUCCAUAGCUCAGAUGGGGUGAGCAUCGAGGCUCCGAGAGGUGUUGGGAACGCCGUCUCUCUCUCAACAUGUCGUCAAGACGGAUGGAUGUGGUGAUGAGGGUAUCAAGGUCCAUCUCGUCGUCCCGUCAUGCGAGUUCCGUCUUGAUGUCCUCUCGUAAGCCUCUCCUGAAGGCCGUGCGCAGAGCACGGCCAAAAAGCUCAGAGCGUACUCGAACGCGGACCUCUCUCUCUGUUGUAGAUGGAGGAGACGCUCACCCCUGUCCUUUCCCUCCGUGGGAUGAUCAAACACUGCCCUGAACCGAGCGAGGAAGGUGGGGUAGAGAAGCGCCACUGCCUCCUCUCCUUCCCAGACUGCCGUGGCCCAAUCCAGCGCCUUUCCUUUAAGGAGCGAAAUCACCAACGCUAUCCUAGCUUGGUCAGAUGGAUAUGCCCCAGGCUGACGCACCAGAUAAAGUGAAACCUGUGGCAGGAAGCCGCUACAUUUAGUAGUUUUACCGUCAUAGCGCUCCGGUAGGGCGAGGGUUCCCACAGAAGUGGGUGAUAGCACGGGAACAGGUGGAUUGGGGGCACUCGCCGCUCCCUGAGGUGGAACGGGAGCGCUGGGCAGAUUUAGCAGAGUUUGGAGCACUUCCUGCAUGGUGGCGUUCAACUGGGCAAGCUGCUGCUGGUGCUGGUCGAGGCACUGGGAAACUCCUGCUGCAUCCAUUUUCGUUUGGUGUGUGAUUCUGUGACGAGUACUGAGUAUACGAAGACGCAGGAAUUAACAAGGUCAAGGUUUACUUAACAAUGAUCAAGAGAAAUAACAACGAUAGAGUAAACGACACGAAGCUAAACAAUCACACACAACAUCAUCCAGAACAGUCCAGGGCUAAAUAGGGGUGGUGAUGAGAUGAUGAGGUGCAGGUGCGCUGGAGGUGAUUAGGGUGCGCUGGGUUUCCAUUCCGGUGUUGCCGAGGUGGUGCGCUCAGACCGGUGGCUCAGUAGACGGAGGGGAGCAACGGGAGGAGACGUAACACUGUGUCUGGGAAACUGGCCCAAUUAUGUGUUGUAUUGUAGUCCACCAGUGAGUUUCAAUAGUUUUUUUGUCAUGUACACCUUCCCAUUAAUUGACCUCUGACCUCUAACCUCCAGAUGGACAGGUCACCUCUGCACAUCGCUGCAGAGCGAGGCCACACCAACGUGGUGGAGGUCCUCACAGAGAAGUUCAGGUCCAACGUGCUGGCCAGAACUAAGGUAGGCUACCACCACCACCACUACAUCUUAACAAGCCAUAUGUGCAGUAUGAUCUCAUAUGGAAUCAUGAUUAGGAUAAUACAGUAUAUGAGUCCCGUGGCUGUUGUUAGAUAUACAUUAAAUCUGUGUUUGGUUGGUACUGUGAUGGUGUCUGGCUAUAGAAGAUGUAGUAGUCAUUAGUUACUGUGAUGGUGUCUGGCUAUAGAAGCUGUAGUAGUCAUUAGUUACUGUGAUGGUGUCUGGCUAUAGAAGCUGUAGUAGUCAUUAGUUACUGUGAUGGUGUCUGGCUAUAGAAGCUGUAGUAGUCAUUAGUUACUGUGAUCCAGACAGAGGCUAAUGAUAGUUUUUUAUUUUUUUUAUUUAACCUUUAUUUAACCAGGUAAGCCAGUUGAGAACAGGUUCUCAUUUACAACUGCGACCUGGCCAAGAUAAAGCAAAGCAGUGCAAUAAAAACAACACAGAGUUACAUAUGGGGUAAAAAACAUAAAGUCAAAAAUACAACAGAAAAUAUAUAUACAGUGUGUGCAAAUGUAGCAAGUUAUGGAGGUAAGGCAAUAAAUAGGCUAUAGUGCAAAAUAAUUACAAUAGUAUUAACACUGGAAUGCUAGAUGUGCAAGAGAUUAUGUGCAAAUAGAGAUACUGGGGUGCAAAAGAGCAAAAUAAAUAACAAUAUAGGGAUGAGGUAGUUGGGUGGGCUAAUUUCAGAUGGGCUGUGUACAGGUGCAGUGAUCGGUAAGGUGCUCUGACAACUGAUGCUUAAAGUUAUUGAGGGAGAUAAGAGUCUCCAGCUUCAGAGAUUUUUGCAAUUCGUUCCAGUCAUUGGCAGCAGAGAACUGGAAGGAAUGGCGGCCAAAGGAGGAGUUGGCUUUGGGAAUGACCAGUGAGAUAUACCUGCUGGAGUGCAGACUACGGGUGGGUGCUGCUAUGGUGACCAAUGAGCUAAGAUAAGGCGGGGAUUUGCCUAGCAGUGAUUUAUAGAUGGCCUGGAGCCAGUGGGUUUGACGACGAACAUGUAGUGAGGACCAGCCAACAAGAGCGUACAGGUCACAGUGGUGGGUAGUGUAUGGGGCUUUGGAGACAAAACGGAUGGCACUGUGAUAGACUACAUCCAAUUUGCUGAGUAGAGUAUUGGAGGCUAUUUUGUAAAUGACAAUCGGUAGGAUAGUCAGUUUUACGAGGGCAUGUUUGGCAGCAUGAGUGAAGGAGGCUUUGUUGCGAAAUAGGAAGCCGAUUCUAGAUUUAACUUUGGAUUGGAGAUUCUUUAUGUGAGUCUGGAAGUUGAGUUUACAGUCUAACCAGACACCUAGGUGUUUGUAGUUGUCCACAUACUCUAGGUCAGACCCGUCGAGAGUGUUGAUUCUAGUCGGGUGGGCGGGUGCCAGCAGCGUUCGAUUGAAAAGCAUGCAUUUAGUUUUACUAGUGUUUAAGAGCAGUUGGAGGCUACUGAAGGAGUGUUGUAUGGCAUUGAAGCUCGUUUGGAGGUUUGUUAACACAGUGUCCAAUGAAGGGCCAGAUGUAUACAAAAUGGUGUCGUCUGCGUAGAGGUGGAUCUGAGAGUCACCAGCAGCAAGAGCGACAUCAUUGAUAUACACGGAGAAAAGUGUCGGACCAAAAAUUGAACCCUGUGGCACCCCCAUAGAGACUGCCAUAGGUCCAGACAACAGGCCCUCCGAUUUGACACACUGAACUCUAUCUGAGAAGUAGUUGGUGAACCAGGCGAGGCAGUCAUUUGAGAAACCAAGGCUAUUUAGUCUGCCAAUAAGAAUGCGGUGGUUGACAGAGUCGAAAGCCUUGGCCAGGUCGAUGAAGACGGCUGCACAGUACUGUCUAUUAUCAAUCGCGGUUAUAAUAUCGUUUAGGACCUUGAGCGUGGCUGAAGUGCACCCAUGACCAGCUCGGAAACCGGAUUGCAUAGCGGAGAAGGUACGGUGGUAUUCGAAAUGGUCGGUGAUCUGUUUGUUAACUUGGCUUUCAAAUACUUUCGAAAGGCAGGGCAGGAUGGAUAUAGGUCUGUAGCAGUUUGGAUCUAGAGUGUCACCCCCUUUGAAGAGGGGGAUGACCGCGGCAGCUUUCCAAUCUCUGGGGAUCUCAGACGUUAUGAAAGAGAGGUUGAACAGACUAGUAAUAGGGGUUGCGACAAUUUCGGCGGCUAGUUUUAGAAAGAAAGGGUCCAGAUUGUCUAGCCCAGCUGAUUUGUAGGGGUCCAGAUUUUGCAGCGCUUUCAAAACAUCAGCUGUCUGAAUUUGUGUGAAGGAGAAGCGGGGGGGGCAUGGGCAAGUUGCAGCGGAGGGUGCAGAGUUGGUGGCCGGGGUAGUGGUAGCCAGAUGGAAAGCAUGGACAGCUGUAGCAAAAUGCUUGUUGAAAUUCUCGAUUAUUGUAGAUUUAUCGGUGGUGAUAGUGUUUCCUAGUCUCAGUGCAGUGGGCAGCUGGGAGGAAGUGCUCUUAUUCUCCAUGGACUUUACAGUGUCCCUAAACUUUUUGGAGUUAGUGCUACAGGAUGCACAUUUCUGUUUGAAAAAGUUAGCCUUUGCUUUCCUGACUGCUUGUGUAUAUUGGUUCCUAACUUCCCUGAAAAGUUGCAUAUCGCGGGGGCUAUUUGAUGCUAAUGCUGUACGCCACAGGAUGUUUUUGUGCUGGUCAAGGGCAGUCAAGUCUGAGGAGAACCAGGGGCUAUAUCGGUUCUUAGUUCUGUAUUUUUUGAAUGGGGCAUGUUUAUUUAAGAUUGAGAGGAAAUUACUUUUAAGGAACAACCAGGCAUCCUCUACUGACGGAAUGAGAUCUAUAUCCAUCCAGGAUACCUGGGCCAGGUCAAUUAGGAAGGCCUGCUCGCUAAAGUGUUUUAGGGAGCGUUUGACAGUGAUGAGGGGUGGUCGUUUGACCGCGGACCCGUUACGGACACAGGCAAUAAGGUAGUGAUCGCUGAGAUCCUGGUUGAAGACAGCUGAGGUGUAUUUAGAGGGUAUGUUAGUCAGGAUGAUAUCUAUGAGGGUACCCAUGUUUACGGAUUUAGGGUUGUACCUGGUAGGUUCGUUGAUAAUUUGCGUGAGGUUGAGGGCAUCUAGUUUGGAUUGUAGGAUGGCUGGGAUAUUAAGCAUAUCCCAAUUUAGGUCACCAAGCAGUACGAACUCUGAGGAUAAAUGGGGGGCAAUCAAUUCACAUAUGGUGUCCAGGGCACAGCUGGGGGCUGAGGGGGGUCUGUAGCAAGCGGCAACAGUGAGAGACUUAUUUCUGGAAAGGUGGAUUUUUAGAAGUAGAAGCUCAAACUGUUUGGGCACAGACCUGGAUAGUAUGAUAGAGCUCUGCAGGCUAUCUCUACAGUAGAUUGCAACUCCACCCCCUUUGGCAGUUCUAUCUAGACGGAAAAUGUUAUAGUUGGGGAUGGAAAUUUCAGAAUUUUUGGUGGCCUUCCUGAGCCAGGAUUCAGACACUGCUAGAACAUCAGGGUUGGCGGAGUGUGAACUAAUCCUGCUCAGGGUUGGAUCCUAACUUGAGAUAUUGUCUUGCCACAUGUAACUCGAAUUUCCUUGCAAAUAUCUGGUUGACAUGAUUCAUGUGAAAUCAGUGGAAAACCAUCUCACGCUCCCUGACUUGUCGAUAUAAAAAUGAUCUUAGUUGAAAACCUACAAACUGUUGUAGAUUUCUGUGCAAUAUGUGCAAGAUUAAUGUAAGUCCAAGUUGGAAAUCCCAAGCAUUUGACCCUCAAACUUUAAAAAGAACACAUUUGUUUCCAUCUCUUUGUGUGACCUUCUAAAACCAGUGUGCAGUCUUCCAGAGACUGUAUAUAAAUAACAGUGUCUUCUCUUAGGAUGGCAGCACGCUGAUGCAUAUAGCCUCCCAGUGUGGACACCCAGAGACCGCCCUCACCUUCCUGAAGAAAGGGGUCCCACUCUACAUGCCCAAUAAGGUACAGGAAGUCCAGGUGUCCAGUGGGCACUUAAAAAAAAAAAGCAUAAAUCACUGGCCUGAAAUUUUAUUUGAAUAUCACCUCUUCAAAUGCACUGCAUUGUACAGAUACUGUAUGAGAAUAGCCAUAUAUUUAGAAUAUAUCAUUAUAUAUGUAUGAUCCUUUCUUACUAUGUUAUUUAAUGUAUCCUAUCAAAUGAACCCUACCUAUAAUUUAUGUAUCAUACUCUGGCAUCACACCCUCCACAGUCAGGUGCAGUGUGUCUCCAUGCUGCAGCCAAACGAGGUCACACGGCUGUAGUGAAGUCUCUUCUCCUGAAGGGGGCGCAUGUGGACACCACCACUAAAGACGGCCUGACGGCCCUACAUGUCGCAGUGCAGAACUGCAAGCCCCUCGUGGUGCAGAUGCUACUGGGCUUUGGGGCUCAGGUCCAACUCAAUGGAGGCAAGGUGAGACAUACGUAUGUCCUAGAAACAUAUACAAUCCAAAAUUGGUCAGUUUGUGCUGUAUAUAUCAUGAUGGUGGAAAGUAAUAGGCUUUUUGUAACACAGUAACUGCUAUUGUUGGCAUGUGCUGCUAACCUCUACACUCCCUCUGUCCUCACUCUGCCCCUGCAUGAAGGCCCGGGAGACCCCACUGCACAUUGCUGCCAGGGUGAAGGAGGGGGAAAAGGUGGCUGAGAUGCUGCUGAAGAGCGGAGCUGAUGUCAACGCAGAACAGGAGGUUAGAGCUUGUCUCUCCCUUCACUGUGGCCAGAGAUGAGUGGGUUUAUCAGAUCAGAGGGCUCAUCUGAAUCUGAAAGCAAGCUUCUCUGUCUGUGUCUCUCUCUCUCUCUCUCUCUCUCUCUCUCUCUCUCUCUCUCUCUCUCUCUCUCUCUCUCUCUCUCUCUCUCUCUCUCUCCCUGUCAGAAUGGGGAGACGGCGAUGCAUGUUGCUGCUCGCCACGGUGGACUGCAGAUGAUGAAAGCCCUGAUAGAGGAGGGAGGAGACCUCACCUGGAGAUCUAAGGUAAAGUAGAACCGCUUUUCUGUGUCUAACCAGUGUAACAAUGACACAUUGAGUCUAUUUCCCGCUUUCAGUAGUCUAAAACACCUCCUUUUUGUGGUCAUGUAUGUGUUUUGUCAUGUGGGUGUAUGUAUGUGCAUGCAUGCAUGUGUGUGUAUAUAUAUGUGUGUGUGUGUUUGUGUGUUUCUGUAUUCAUAGGCUGGAGAGAACCCUCUCCAUGUCGCUGUGCGCCACUGUCAUGCCCAUGUGGUGGAGGAUAUUCUCACCUAUCUGACCAGUGAGAGAAGCCGCGAGGAGGCCCAGUGCUGUGUGAGCCAGGUGAACAGGGUGAGAAUAACACACUCAUGAUAAUAAUCAUAAUUUAUGCCAUUACACAGACGCUUUUUAUCCAAAGAGACUUAUAGUCAUGCGUGAAUAAAUGUUCAUAUGGGUGGUCCCAGCAGGAUUAAAACCCGCAAUUCUGCCGUUGCAAGCGCCGCGCUCUACCGACUGAGACACACAGGACCAGAUGAUGGAACAGCGGUUCUAUUAUAGAAAUAUUAAUGUGAUCGUUGCUCUAUUAUAGAAAUGUUUUACCGGCAAGGAUUCCCUACCGUCUAGAUCUUAUUCUUAUUAUAGAAAUGCCAACAUAAACUAAUAAACACAAUUCUCUGUGUAUUUAAGGUUGAACAUUUUACAUUCCAUUUCCAUUUAGCAUUUUACAUUUCCAUUUCACAUGCAAUUUAGCCAACUCCUCUUUGUAUGCCACUUUACUUCUUGGUUUUGACGUACCAGUUUUCUUUUGUUCUGUGACUGCAGAAAGGGGAAACAUCGUUGCACUUAGCUGCUGAGCUGCAGAAGGAGAGCGUCCACAGAGAAGGAGAAGACGUACACAUUAUCAAGACUCUGAUGGAAUAUGACGCAGACAUCACUGCAGCAACCAGAGAGGUAUGGCACAAGGAACAGUCUGAUAUAGCUAUAGCAUUUUAUUAAUUAUUCUACAGUUAAUACUGUAGCGAAUGGCAGGGCAGGGAAGCAAACCUGGGUCGCUGGCGUGAAAGGCAAACACCCUAUGCAUCGUGCCAAUAGUGUUAAACAACUUGGUGGGAAUUGUAACAUGGAUCAUAUCAUGGAGGAUCGCUACAAUACAAUCCCCACAAAUGUUGCAUGUCAGAAGUCAAGUUUUCAAGAUAGAGCACUUUCAGUAUAGAGCAAAAACUGUGAUGGUGAUGGGUUUUGAGUGAACUAUCCCUUUAAGCAAUGCCGUACACUACAGCAGAUGGAGGUACAGUACAAUACGUUCUGUUUAGUAGCUGAACAGUAGUUAGCUGUUCUGGUGUAUGUUAUUGAGGUGUACAGGUACAUGUGUGUCUCACUGUUGUUUCUCCCUGCUCUUGGCUGUUCCUGUAGUCCUGUGAGACUCCCUUUCACUACUGUGCCAGAGUGGGCAACACUGACGUCCUACAAGAGAUGCUCAACAGUGUUCCCUCCGGUCGCCUGCAGAUGGCAGUCAACAAGCACUCCAAGGUACUGAUGGAAUUACGUUACUUGGGUGUUACUGCAGGGGUUUCUCAUGACAUUUAAAUAUUGUUUUACUGCUGUAAAAUAACUGGUACUGCUGUUAAAUGGGUAUUUUGCGGGUGAGUAUAAUUCUGAAGUGGCAUGAACUGCCUUCUGCGUUUUGGUUAUGUAGCGUUAUUGUUUUACUGAGAGGGCACUCUCUGUGGGCCCAUACAGAAUGGCUGGUCCCCGUUGUUAUUGGCUUCUGAGAGAGGUCACACGGAGGUUGUUAGAAUCCUGCUGCAGAACCACGCCAGGGUGGACGUCUUUGAUGAGGUGAGGGCCCUGGAAUGUUUCAGACUUUUCCAUUGGCUAAUUCAAUAUACUGUACCACAACUUAACUCUGUCUCUUAAACUCUGCCACUGCCUGCUGAGCUGUAAAACUUUCAUUUUGCUGAGUCACUGCAAUGUGGUCAUCAUGACUCAAGCAGGAUCAAAGCCAAGGAACAUAUGACAUCGUUGUGUCUGUGCUGCGUGCCCUAAUGAACACAACCCUGAUGUAUCCAACCAAAACAAGCGUUUGUUAUUGGACAAGUUUACGUAGUCCCUCCCUGUUUCGGUUUCUUCCGUUUGGCACCUAAUGAACACAACCCUGAUGUAUCCAACCAAAACUAGCGUUUGUUAUUGGACAAGUUCACGUAGUCCCUCCCUGUUUCGGUUUCUUCCGUUUGGCACCUAAUGAACACAACUCUGAUGUAUCCUACAGGACGGCGAGGCAGCUCUCCACUUGGCGGCGAAGCGGGGCCACGAGGACAUCGCUGACAUUCUGCUGUCCCAUAAGGCCUUUGUGAAUGCCAAGACCAAGCUGGGCCUCACUCCACUACACCUGGGGGCCCAGAACGGCUCUGCCAGCCUGGUCAGACUACUGGUGGAGACACACCUGGCCAGCAUCGACGCUCUCUCCCUGGUCAGUGAGCUGAGCAAUGACCCCUCAACUAUGGAGGUCUUGAGAACAUGUCCCUUCUCAUAGGAAAUCAGUCCAAAAAGAGUACAUUUGGUUAUUAUUGGGGUAGAUGUCAUAUAUAUUCUCGUAGGCAUCUGUGUGUAACCUUGUUUAACCUGAUCUCACAAGCUCACAUUCUGUUCUAUUAUAUUGAAGUGAAACAAAACCUGAGUGUUAUGGUUAGUCGAGUUUCACAAGGCUAAUCUGUGUGCUCAGGGGAAAUAAAGUUAGAAUCGAACACCUAGCAAAGUCUCUUGCCAUAUCUUCCUCUUUCUUAAGAACCAUUUUUAUUUGUCCACUCCUGAUCCAAAAAGAGAAAUAAGGUGUUCUGAACCUCUGUGUGUGUUUGACCCCCAGAGUAAGCAGACUCCUCUCCACCUAGCUGCCAUCAGUGGACAGCUGGACGUGUGCAGCAGCCUGCUCCACCUCAGAGCAGACAUCACUGCCACAGACAUAGUGAGUCUGUUUCUCUGUCUGACACUGCCUUUGUCUGUGUGUGGCUGUCUGUGCCUAUUUAAAUGUUGUCUGUGUGUAACCGGUGUGAAAUGGCUAGCUAGUUAGCGGUGCGCACUAGUAGCGUUUCAAUCGGUGACGUCACUCGCUCUGAGACCUUGAAGUAGUUGUUUCCCUUGCUCUGCAAGGGCCGCGGCUUUUGUGGAGCGAUGGGUUACGGUGCUUCGAGGGUGACUGUUGUCGAUGUGUGCAGAGGGUCCCUGGUUCAAGCCCAGGUAGGGGCGAGGAGAGGGACGGAAGCAACACUGUUACAUGUGCUAAAUAAACAAAUGAAUAUGUAAAUCUUUCCUGAAGGACAUUUCUGCUAUAGUCAUAGCUUCAACAAUCUCAUUUUACAUAUCAAGUCCUGGUCUAAUUUCUUCAUUAUUUUACCUGAGCCCUUCCUAUCAGCAGAGGCCAGAUGCCCCCCUGGUUGCAUUUAACUAUCAUUCAUUCAUCUAUCCUAGCAGACGCGCUUAUCCAGAGCAUCUUACAGGAGCAACUAGGGUCAAGUGCCUUACUCAAGGGCACAUUGACAGAUUUGUCACCUAGUCGGCUCUGGGAUUCAAACCAGCGGCCUUUUGGUUAUUGGCCCAACGCUCUUAACCACUAGGCUACCUGCCGCCUAUCCCUCCAUCCCUACAUCCAUUCACUGAUGAAUUCAGUCAGUCAUCCAUCCAUCCAUCCUUCCAUUCAUUCAUGUCUCUCUUGUCCCUAGCACGGCCAGACACCCCUCCACCUGGCUGCAGAGAACGACCACUCUGAGGUGGUCAAGCUGUUCCUGAAGCACCGUCCAGAGCUAGCCACCCUGGCCAAUGUGGAGGGGGCCACCUGCACCCACAUCGCUGCAGCCAAGGGCAGCCUGGCUGUCAUCAGGGAGCUGCUCAAGUUCAACCAGGGGGGAGUGACCACGCUGAGCAACAAGGUCAGAGGUCAGGGGUUAGGAGUCACGAGGAGUCAGGAAGUAGUGUUUCUCUGUGCUUGGCUGAAAAUGUAACAUGGAAACAGAACAAUAGAGAAUUACAAGGUAAUAGAAUAACACAAUAAUUCCACAACAAGGUCAGAGGGCAGGAGGGUUGUGAUAGUAGUGCUGCUCUGUCCUUGUCUGAAAUGGAACAUAUUACUGUAAAAAUGUUUGAAUUAUAAUAUGAAUGGCCUGGCUGGCCAUAGAAAGGGAAGGAAAGUGACAGAGGAAAUAUUAUCUUAUGGAUGCGCAAUGAAUCGGCUGAAAAGAUUUUGCAUGGGCCCUUGGAUCCUCAAAAAGUUACACAGCUGCACCAUCGAGAGCAUCUUGACUGGCUGCAUCACCGCUUGGUAUGGCAACUGCACCGCCCUCAAGCGCAAAGCGCUACAGAGGGUGGUGCGGACGGCCCAGUACAUCACUGGGACCAAGCUCCCUGUCAUCCAGGACCUCUAUACCAGGCAGUGUCAGAGGAAGACCCAAAAAAUUGCCAAAGACUCCAGCCACCCAAGCCAUAGACUGCUCCGAGACAGCUUCUACCCUCAUGCCAAAAGACUGCUAGAUAGCCAUAAGACUGCUAAAUAGUUCAAUAAAUGGUUACCCGGACUAUCUGCAUUGACCCUAUCUUGCGCUGACUCUAUGCACACUCACAAUGCUAUAUACACUACACUGACACGCUCACACAAACCCCCCCCCCCCCCACACACACACACAUACACACAACACAUACACACACAUAACACACAUACAUAUAACACACAUACACGCACACACAUACACACUCAUCAUAUGCUCUUGCUACUCUGUUCUUUAUUUUACUCUUAUUAUUAUCUAUCCUGAUGCAUAGUCACUUUACCCUGCCUUCAUGUACAUACAGUGGGGAGAACAAGUAUUUGAUACACUGCCGAUUUUGCAGGUUUUCCUACUUACAAAGCAUGUAGAGGUCUGUAAUUUUUAUCAUAGGUACACUUCAACUGUGAGAGACGGAAUCUAAAACAGAAAUCCAGAAAAUCACAUUGUAUGAUUUUUAAGUAAUUAAUUUGCAUUUUAUUGCAUGACAUAAGUAUUUGAUACAUCAGAAAAGCAGAACUUAAUAUUUGGUACAGAAACCUUUGUUUGCAAUUACAGAGAUUAUACGUUUCCUGUAGGUCUUGACCAGGUUUGCACACACUGCAGAAGGGAUUUUGGCCCACUCCUCCAUACAGAACUUCUCCAGAUCCUUCAGGUUUCGGGGCUGUCGCUGGGCAAUACGGACUUUCAGCUCCCUCCAAAUAUUUUCUAUUGGGUUCAGGUCUGGAGACUGGCUAGGCCACUCCAGGACCUUGAGAUGCUUCUUACGGAGCCACUCCUUAGUUACCCUGGCUGUGUGUUUCGGGUCGUUGUCAUGCUGGAAGACCCAGCCACGACCCAUCUUCAAUGCUCUUACUGAGGGAAGGAGGUUGUUGGCCAAGAUCUCGCAAUACAUGGCCCCAUCCAUCCUCCCCUCAAUACGGUGCAGUCGUCCUGUCCCCUUUGCAGAAAAGUAUCCCCAAAGAAUGAUGUUUCCACCUCCAUGCUUCACAGUUGGGAUGGUGUUCUUGGGGUUGUACUAAUCCUUCUUCUUCCUCCAAACACGGUGAGUGGAGUUUAGACCAAAAAGCUAUAUUUUUGUCUCAUCAGACCACAUGACCUUCUCCCAUUCCUCCUCUGGAUCAUCCAUAUGGUCAUUGGCAAACUUCAGACGGGCCUGGACAUGCGCUGGCUUGAACAGGGGAUCCUUGCGUGCGCUGCAGGAUUUUAAUCAAUGACGGCGUAGUGUGUUACUAAUGGUUUUCUUUGAGACUGUGGUCCCAGCUCUCUUCAGGUCAUUGACCAGGUCCUGCCGUGUAGUUCUGGUUUGAUCCCUCACCUUCCUCAUGAUCAUUGAUGCCCCACGAGGUGAGAUCUUGCAUGGAGCCCCAGACCGAGGGUGAUUGACCGUCAUCUUGAACUUCUUCCAUUUUCUAAUAAUUGCGCCAACAGUUGUUGCCUUCUCACCAAGCUGCUUGCCUAUUGUCCUGUAGCCCAUCCCAGCCUUGUGCAGGUCUACAAUUUUAUCCCUGAUGUCCUUACACAGCUCUCUGGUCUUGGCCAUUGUGGAGAGGUUGGAGUCUGUUUGAUUGAGUGUGUGGACAUGUGUCUUUUAUACAGGUAACGAGUUCAAACAGGUGCAGUUAACAUUUACAUUUUAGUCAUUUAGCAGACGCUCUUAUCCAGAGCGACUUACAGUUAGUGAAUACAUGUUUUUUUUUUUUUUUUUUUUUUUUUUUUCAUACUGGCCCCCGUGGGAAUCGAACCCACAACCCUGACGUUGCAAACGCCAUGCUCUACCAACUGAGCUACAUCCCUGCCGGCCAUUCCCUCCCCUACCCUGGUGUAUACAGGUAAUGAGUGGAGAACAGGAGGGCUUCUUAAAGAAAAACUAACAGGUCUAUGAGAGCCGGAAUUCUUACUGGUUGGUAGGUGAUCAAAUACUUAUGUCAUGCAAUAAAAUGCAAAUUAAUUACUUAAAAAUCAUACAAUGUGAUUUUCUGGAUUUUUGUUAAUUACAGACCUCUACAUGCUUUGUAAGUAGGAAAACCUGCAAAAUCGGCAGUGUAUCAAAUACUUGUUCUCCCCACUGUAUCUACCUCAAAUACCUUAUUAUUAUCUAUCCUGAUGCCUAGUCACUUUACCCUGCCUUCAUGUACAUAUCUACCUCAAAUACCUUAUUAUUAUCUAUCCUGAUGCCUAGUCAUUUUACCCUGCCUUCAUAUACAUAUCUACCUCAAAUACCUUAUUAUUAUCUAUCCUGAUGCCUAGUCACUUUACCCUGCCUUCAUAUACAUAUGUACCUCAAAUACCUUAUUAUUAUCUAUCCUGAUGCCUAGUCACUUUACCCUGCCUUCAUGUACAUAUCUACCUCAAAUACCUUAUUAUUAUCUAUCCUGAUGCCUAGUCACUUUACCCUGCCUUCAUGUACAUAUCUACCUCAAAUACCGCGUACCCCUGCACAUUGAUCUGGUACUGGUACUCCCUGUAUAUACAGUUGAAGUCGGAAGUUUACAUACACAGGUUGGAGUCAUUAAAACUCGUUUUUCAACCACUCCACAAAUUAGCAUGACACAAGUAAUUUUUCUAACAAUUGUUUACAGACAGAUUAUUUCACUUAGAAUUUACUGUAUCACAAUUCCAGUGGGUCAGAAGUUUACAUACACUAAGUUGACUGUGCCUUUAAACAGCUUGGAAAAUUCCAGAAAAUUAUGUCAUGGCUUUAGAAGCUUCUGAUAGGCUAAUUGACAUAAUUUGAGUCAAUUGGAGGUGUACUUGUGGAUGUAUUUCAAGGCCUACCUUCAGACUCAGUACCUCUUUGCUUGACAUCAUGGGAAAAUCAAAAGAAAUCAGCCACGACCUGAUCCUUGGGAGCAAUUUCCAAAUGCCUGAAGGUACCAUGUUCAUCUGUACAAACAAUAAUACGCAAGUAUAAACACCAUGGGACCACGCAGCCUUCAUACGGCUCAGGAAGGAGACGCGUUCUGUCUCCUAGAGUUCAACGUACUUUGGUGUGAAAAGUGCAAAUCAAUCCCAGAACAACAGCAAAGGACCUUGUGAAGAUGCUGGAGGAAACAGGUACAAAAGUAUCUAUAUCCACAGUAAAACGAGUCCUAUAUCAACAUAACCUGAAAGGCCGCUCAGCAAGGAAGAAGCCACUGCUCCAAAACCGCCAUAAAAAAGCCAGACUACGGUUUGCAACUGCACAUGGGGACAAAGAUCGUACUUUUUGGAGAAACGUCCUCUGGUCUGAUGAAACAAAAAUAGAACUGUUUGGCCAUAAUGACCAUUGUUAUAUUUGGAGAAAAAAGGGGGACGCUUGCAAGCCGAAGAACACCAUCCCAACCAUGAAGCACGGGGGUGGCAGCAUCAUGCUGUGGGUGUGUUUUGCUGCAGGAGGGACUGGUGCACUUCACAAAACAGAUGGCAUCAUGAGGAAGGAAAAUUAUGUGGAUAUAUUGAAGCAACAUCUCAAGACAUCAGUCAGGAAGUUAAAGCUUGGUCGCAAAUGGGUCUUCCAAAUGGACAAGGACCCCAAGCAUAUUUCCAAAGUUGUGGCAAAAUGGCUUAAGGACAUCAAAGUCAAGGUAUUGGAGUGGCCAUCAGAAAGCCCUGACCUCAACCCUAUAGAACAUUUGUGGGCAGAACUGAAAAAGCGUGUGCGAGCAAGGAGGCCUACAAACCUGAUUCAGUUACACCAGCUCUGUCAGGAGGAAUUUGUGGAAAGGCUACAAAUUUGUGGAAGGCUACCCUAAACGUUUGACCCAAGUUAAACAAUUUAAAGGCAAUGCUACCAAAUACUAAUUGAGCGUAUGUAAACUUCUGACCCACUGGGAAUGUGAUGAAAGAAAUAAAAGCUGAAAUAAAUCAUUCUCUCUACUAUUAUUCUGACAUUUCACAUUCUUAAAAUAAAGUGGUGAUCCUAACUGACCUAAAACAGGGAAUUUUUACUAGGAUUAAAUGUCAGGAAUUGUGAAAACUGAGUUGAACUGUUUUUGGCUAAGGUGUAUGUAAACUUCCGACUUCAACUGUAGCUCUAUUCUUGUGUAUUUUAUUCCUCUUGUGUUACUAUGUAUAUGUUUCAAAUUUUUAAAACUCUGCAUUGUUGGGGAGGGCUCGUAAGUAAGCAUUUCACAGUAAAGUCUACACCUGUUGUAUUCGGCGCAUGUGACAAAUACAAUUUGAUAUAAUUUUCGAAGGGAUAAGGGGUGAUUGAGAAGCUUAGUCACCAGCUUGAAUGUUUGAUCCAUUCUGUCCACUCUCCUUCAUCCCCAGACCAACGGCUCCUGUCCUCUGCACCUGGCGUCUGCUGGGGGACACGCCGAGGUGGUGAAGGUCCUCCUGGAGGCUGGGGCGUCUGUAGCUGAAGAGGACGCAGUGAGUGAUGGAGAGAAUCCACAACCUCACCUGGGGGGGACUGACGUCAAACUGACCAAAGACUGACCGCAGACUGACCAGAAAUGAUGCACUGUUACUGACUGUAGCUACAGUUAUUCAAUUCAGUUUUAGGGUGUCAUCCAAAACCCAGUCUACAGUAAAUAAUAGCUCAGCAAAGAUCAGUUCAUUCAAAAGUAGCUCAGAACAAUUCAUUCAAAAGCUCAUUAAACUUUUUCAUCUUCCCAGGAAGGGAUGACAGCCAUUCACUUGGCAGCCAGGAACGGUCACACACACAUCCUGGACGUGCUGAAGGGAAGCAUAUCCUUUAAGGUCACCAGCUCCAAGGUAUCUGUCCCUUCUCUUAAAACUUGAAAAUGUUAACUACAGUAGGAUUGCUUAUAUAGUAGAUACAUUUCCUUAUUUAUGUUGAUUUGAUGUAUGUGUGUACCUAUGAUCCCAGACAGGGUUGACUGCGUUGCAUGUAGCAGCCCGUUUUGGUCAGGUGGACUUUGUCAGAGAGAUCCUUACUAAGGUGCCAGCCACCAUGCGCAGUGACACCCCAAACAGCAACAGUAGGGAGGGAAUACCAGUGCACCAGCCCCCUUUAGAGGUAGGUAACGGUAUAGUGCCAACCCCACAACUCACUUAUGACCAGAGAAUCAACCUUGUCUUCCCCCAUGAAUGAAAGAGUGUGUGUGUACUCCAGUCAGGAUACACUCCCCUGCACCUGGCUGCCCAGUCUGGCCAUGAGAGUGUGGUGAGACUGCUGCUCAACUCCCCUGGUGUACAGGCAGACAAGGAGACAGACAUACAGGUAAGCUCUUUUCGUGUGUGUCUGUCUGUCUCUGUCUGUGUGCGUGCGUGUGUAAAUGAAUAUGUGUGCAUAUAGCAAUGUGCAUGCUCCGCCCACUUGAGGAUCUGUCUUUUUCAGCCAUCUAUUUCCUGUGUUUGAGGGGUGCAAAAUCCAGUAACCUUUUACUGCAGUGGGCUAAAUCAGGAUCACACAGUGUUUCUUGGUAGUCUUAAACAAAUCUACUUUGAAACAAAAGUAGACACCUGUACCAUGUCAGAUAUAGAGUUGAAAUGUAUAAAACUUCUAGUUUGCAUCCCAAUAUUACACUUUAUAUAAAUCACAGAAAACUGAAAUAUAACGAAACCGUUUGUGACAUAGAAACACCGGAUUUUCAGCGAAAAAUUUAAAAAAGUUUGGUAAUUCAGAAAUUAUGAAAAAUAUUAAUAACAUUCCACCCAUGAGGCCACUAGAGGGCGAUUUGGUCAUUUGACUGUGAGACUGUUGACUGUUUUCCUUUUACUCCUUUCACUCUUUCAUACUCUUGCUUGUGCCUGUCGUUUUUUCCCGUUAAUGUUACGACCGCAGAAAUGUUUAAUGACUUGUGAAACACACUCUGGUAAUGGCUGAAAUGUGCUCACUGGAAUACAUUGUCUUUCCGUUGCAUCUAUAAGAAUGCUAAAGCUUCGUCUGGGAUUUAACGGAUCAUGUUGACACUUACAGUGGGGAGAACAAGUAUUUGAUACACUGCCGAUUUUGCAGGUUUUCCUACUUACAAAGCAUGUAGAGUUCUGUAAUUUUUAUCAUAGGUACACUUCAACUGUGAGAGACGGAAUCUAAAACAAAAAUCCAGAAAAUCACAUUGUAUGAUUUUUAAGUAAUUAAUUUGCAUUUUAUUGCAUGACAUAAGUAUUUGAUCACCUACCAACCAGUAAGAAUUCCGGCUCUCACAGACCUGUUAGUUUUUCUUUAAAAAGCCCUCCUGUUCUCCACUCAUUAACUGUAUUAACUGCACCUGUUUGAACUCGUUACCUGUAUAAAAGACACAUGUCCACACACUCAAUCAAACAGACUCCAACCUCUCCACAAUGGCCAAGACCAGAGAGCUGUGUAAGGACAUCAGGGAUAGAAUUGUAGACUUGCACAAGGCUGGGAUGGGCUACAGGAAAAUAGGCAAGCAGCUUGGUGAGAAGGCAACAACUGUUGGCGCAAUUAUUAGAAAAUGGAAGAAGUUCAAGAUGACGGUCAAUCAACCUCGGUCUGGGGCUCCAUGCAAGAUCUCACCUUGUGGGGCAUCAAUAAUCAUGAGGAAGGUGAGGGAUCAGCCCAGAACUACACGGAAGGACCUGGUCAAUGACCUGAAGAGAGCUGGGACCACAGUCUCAAAGAAAACCAUUAGUAACACACUACGCCGUCAUGGAUUAAAAUCCUGCAGCACACGCAAGGUCCCCCUGCUCAAGCCAGCGCAUGUCCAGGCCCGUCUGAAGUUUGCCAAUGACCAUCUGGAUGAUCCAGAGGAGGAAUGGGAGAAGGUCAUGUGGUCUGGUGAGGCAAAAAUAGAGCUUUUUGGUCUAAACUCCACUCGCCGUGUUUGGAGGAAGAAGAAGGAUGAGUACAACCCCAAGAACACCAUCCCAACCGUGAAGCAUGGAGGUGGAAACAUCAUUCUUUGGGGAUGCUUUUCUGCAAAGGGGACAGGACGACUGCACCGUAUUGAGGGGAGGAUGGAUGGGGCCAUGUAUUGCGAGAUCUUGGCCAACAACCUCCUUCCCUCAGUAAGAGCAUUGAAGAUGGGUCGUGGCUGGGUCUUCCAGCAUGACAACGACCCGAAACACACAGCCAGGGCAACUAAGGAGUGGCUCCGUAAGAAGCAUCUCAAGGUCCUGGAGUGGCCUAACCAGUCUCCAGAACUGAACCCAAUAGAAAAUCUUUGGAGGGAGCUGAAAGUCCGUAUUGCCCAGCGACAGCCACGAAACCUGAAGGCUCUGGAGAAGGUCUGUAUGGAGGAGUGGGCCAAAAUCCCUGCUGCAGUGUGUGCAAACCUGGUCAAGACCUACAGGAAACGUAUGAUCUCUGUAAUUGCAAACAAAGGUUUCUGUACCAAAUUUUAAGUUCUGCUUUUCUGAUGUAUCAAAUACUUAUGUCAUGCAAUUAAAUGCAAAUGAAUUACUUAAAAAUCGUACAAUGUGAAUUUCUGGAUUUUUGUUUUAGAUUCCGUCUCUCACAGUUGAAGUGUACCUAUGAUAAAAAUUACAGAACUCUACAUGCUUUGUAAGUAGGAAAACCUGCAAAAUCGGCAGUGUAUCAAAUACUUGUUCUCCCCACUGUACAUCACAAGAAAGAGAAGGAAAUAACUUUAUUUUGAUUGGUGUUCUUUUUUUGUGGAAUUGAAAAAAGUAAUCAUUUGAUACAGUUGAAAUGUUUACAAAUUAGAUGCACUAAAAUGAAAGCAACUUCCAAAAAUGAACACUUGGAUUAUAGUGAAAUUAUAUCUGAUCUCACAAAAAAUUUAAAGUAUGUUGAGAUAGGUGUAAUCUACAGCCAAGCGUGUUGAUUUUUAAUCUGAGGGUAUCCUGCUAUUGACACACUUGUUGAAUUAAACAACAACCGUAAUUAAUUAAUGAGUAAGUCUAGACAGCGCAGGUGAGUACAGGUAGACCUAGACAGAGCAAGUUUUGCAAAUGUAUUACAAAUAAGCAACUUAAAUAUCUUAUUUACAUACAGUUGAAGUCGGAAGUUUACAUACACUUAGGUUGGAGUCAUUAAAACUAGUUUGUCAACCAUUCCACAAAUGUCUUGUUAGAAGCUUCUGAUAGGCUAAUUGACAUAAUUUGAGUCAAUUGGAGGUGUACAUGUGGAUGUAUUUCAAGGCCUACCUUCUAACUCAGUGCCUCUUUGCUUGACAUCAUGGGAAAAUCAAAAGAAAUCAGCCAAGACCUCAGAAAAAAAAUUGUAGGCCUCCACAAGUCUGGUUCAUCCUUGGGAGCAAUUUCCAAAUGCCUGAAGGUACCACGUUCAUCUGUACAAACAAUAAUAUGCAAGUAUAAACACCAUGGGACCACGCAGCUGUCAUACCGCUCAGGAAGGAGACGCUUUCUGUCUCCUAGAGAUGAACGUACUUUGGUGCGAAAAGUUCAAAUCAAUCCCAGAACAACAGCAAAGGACCAUGUGAAGAUGCUGGAGGAAACGGGUACAAAAGUAUCUACAGUAAAACGAGUCCUAUAUCGACAUAACCUGAAAUGCCGCUCAGCAAGGAAGAAGCCACAGACUACGGUUUGCAACUGCACAUGGGGACAAAGAUCAUACUUUUUGGAGAAAUGUCCUCUGGUCUGAUGAAACAAAAAUAGAACUGUUUGGCCAUAAUGACCAUCGUUAUGUUUGGAGGAAAAAGGGGGUACUUGCAAGCCGAAGAACACCAUCCCAACCGUGACGCACUCCCCAAAUACAGGUGUGCCAAGCUUGUAGCGUCAUACCCAAGAAGACUCAAGCCUGUAAUCGCUGCCAAAGAUGCUUCAUCAAAGUACUGAGUAAAGGGUCUGAAUACUUACACUACCGGUCAAAAGUUUUAGAACACCUACUCAUUCAAGGAAUUUUCUUUAUUUUUACUAUUUUCUACAUUGUAGAACAAUAGUGAAGACAUCACAACUAUGAAAUAACAUAUAUGGAAUCAUGUAGUAACCAAAAAAGUGUUAAACAAAUCAAAAUAUAUUUGAGAUUCUUCAAAUAGCCACCCUUUGCCUUGAUGACAGCUUUGCACACUCUUAGCAUUCUCUCAACUAGCUUCAUGAGGUAGUCACCUGGAAUGCAUUUCAAUUAACAGGUGUGCCUUGUUAAAAGUUAAUUUGUGGAAUUUCUUUCCUCCUUAAUGCGUUUGAGCCAAUCAGUUGUGUUGUGACAAGGUAACCUUGAAAGUUUCUUCAAGUGCAGUCGCAAAAACCAUCAAGCGCUAUGAUGAAACUGGCUCUCAUGAGGACCACCACAGGAAUGGAAGACCCAGAGUUACCUCUGCUGCAGAGGAUAAGUUCAUUAGAGUUACCAGCCUCAGAAAUUGCAGCCCAAAUAAAUGCUUCACAGAGUUCAAGUCACAGACACAUCUCAACAUCAACUGUGAAUCAGGCCUUCAUGGUCGAAUUGCUGCAAAGAAACCUCUACUGAUGGACAGCAAUAAUAAGAAGAGACUUGCUUGGGCCAAGAAACACGAGCCAUGGACGAUGGACCAGUGGAAAUGUGUCCUUUGGUCUGUAGUCCAAAUGGGAGAUUUUGGGUUCCAACCGCCGUGUAUUUGUGAGACGUGGUGUGGGUGAACGGAUGAUCUCCGCAUGUGUAUUUCCCACCGUAAAGCAUGGAGGAGGAAGUGUUAUGGUGUGGGGGUACUUUGCUGGUAACACUGUCUGUGAUUUGUUUAGAAUUCAAGGCACACUUAACCAGCAUGGCUACCACAGCAUUCUGCAGCGAUACGCCAUCCCAUCUGGUUUGGGCUUAGUGGGACUAUCAUUUGUUUUUCCAACAGGACAAUGACCCAACACACCUCCAGGCUAUGUAAGGGCUAUUUUACCAAGAAGGAGAGUGCUGCAUCAGAUGACCUGGCCUCCACAAUCACCCUACCUCAACCAAAUUGAGAUGGUUUGGGAUGAGUCGGACCGCAGAGUGAAGGAAAAGCAGCCAACAAGUGCUCAGCAUAUGUGGGAACUCCUUCAAAACUGUUAGAAAAGCAUUCCAGGUGAAGCUGGUUGAGAGAAUGCCAAGAGUGUGCAAAGCUGUCUUCAUGGCAAAGGGUGGCUAUUUGAAGAAUCUCAAGUAUAAAAUAUAUUUUGAUUUGUUUAACACUUUUUUGGUUACUACAUGAUUCCACAUGUGUUAUUUCAUAGUUUUGAUGUAUUCACUAUUAUUCUACAAUGUAAAAAAAAGAAAAAAAAACUUGAAUGAGUAGGUGUUCUAAAACUUCACCAGUAGUGUAUGUAAAUGUGAUAUUUCAGUUUUAAAUGUUUUAUAAAUUAGCAAAACAUUCAAAAAAAACGUUUUUGAUUUGUCAUUAUGAGGUAUUGUGUGUAGAUUGAGGGGGGAAAAACAAUUUAAUCCAUUUUAGAAUUAGGCUGUAACGUAACAAAAUUUGGAAAAAGUAAAGGUCUGAAUGCUUUCCAAAUGCACUGUACGUGAGUGUAUGCAUUUUGUGCAAGGGUUUAUGUGCAAAUGUUUGUGUGCAUGUGUGCGUUUUGCAAGCUUGUGUGUGUGUGUGGUUCUGUCAGACUGACCGUCCCCCUGUCCCCCCCCCUUCUCCUCAGGGCUCCACCCCCCUUCACCUGGCGGCCCAGAAUGGUCACAUGUCUGUGGUGGGGCUGCUGCUGAGCCGCUCCAGCUCUCUGCUGCACCUGAGGGACAAGCAGGGCCGCACCUGUCUACACCUGGCCUCCGCCAGCGGCCACGUGGCCAUGGUCAGAGUGCUGCUGGGCCAGGGGGCCGAGAUCAACCACACCGAAGAGGUGAGACUGACCUGGAGAUGGAGAGGUUAUGGGGAGAAUAUGUGGAUGUUAUGGAAACAUUAUGGGGAGAGGAUGUUAUGGGGAGCGUAUGAGGAUGUUAUAGGGAUGUUAUGGUGACAUGUUGACAAUAAUAAAAACUAUGCCAGAUCACACACUAAUUCCAUUGACACCUGACCCCCCAAUUCUAGAGUGGCUGGACCCCGCUCCACUACGCAGCCAAAGCAGGCUGUCUGGACAUGGUGCGGUUCCUGGUGGAGAGUGGGGCGUCGGCCAGUGUAGAGUGCCAGGGGGGACGAACCCCACUGCAGUACGCUGCCAGGGACAACCACCAGGGGACGGUUAGCUUCCUGCUACGACGAGACGAGAACAACAUACUGAGACUGCUGGAGGACAGGAAGGUUGGUGUUCUCUCUCUGUCUGUUUAUGUCUCUAUUUUCCCUCUAUUUUCUACUCCCUUACACGUUCUUUCUAGUCUAACCACAAGAUGGCAGCAAAGCACACAAUUUUAAACAACAGGCGCUGCCAGAACAUGUUUUUUAAUCGAUGUUGCCGAUGAGUACCUAGUUUGUGUUUGACCUGAUGGUGUGUGUUGUCCUUAGUUUGUGUUUGACCUGAUGGUGUGUGUUGUCUGUAGUUUGUGUUUGACCUGAUGGUGUGUGUUGUCCUUAGUUUGUGUUUGACCUGAUGGUGUGUGGGAAGCUGAACUCCAACACUACGCUGGAGGAGCUGGUUCUUCACUCCGCUGCUCCCCUGGACACGGCCGUGCGUCUGUCCCGAGCCCUGGGCCUGGCCGCCCUCAGGGAGAAGGAGCGUUACGUGGACCUCCAGGCGGCCGCCCACCACUGCGAGAGCCUGGCCUCCGACCUUCUCAGCAUGGCCUCGACCGGGGAGAGGGGGGCCGGCGCCGUACUCAGGGCGGUGGACCAUAGAGGGGCCAGCGUGCUGGACUGCCUGAUCGAGGGGAGUCAGAAGGGGGUGGUGGCCCACCCGGCUGUCCAGCAGUACCUGACGGAGGUGUGGUAUGGCAGUCUGCAGUGGGACUCCUGGAGGAUCCUGCUGCUGUUCUUUGGCCUGCUGCUCUGCCCUCUGCUGUGGCUGUUCCUCUCACUGCCUCUCAAACACAGGUACAGAGUAGACUUUCAUAGAUACAGGUUCAUAGCCUUUAUUAAUGGGAGCCCUUUUGAAGCUAACCCACUGGGCACACAACGUCAUUUCAACAUGGAAAUUUGGGUAAUAUUUGGUAGAGACAUUGAUCAAUGAGAUUUCAACCUUUAUUCACCAACUCAAAAAGUCAGCCAGACGUUUGUAGAAUUCCCAAUGGGUUAUCAUUAUGCUUUCAACCAUUUAAAAGCACAACCAAAUUCCAAUGGAAAAACAAUGUCAGAUUUUUGGUUUAGUUGUCAUCUAAACAUGUAAUCACUGCGCUUUCAACCAUUUUAAAAGCAAAACAAAGUUCAAAUGGGAAUACAAUGUCAGAUAUUUUCUAUUUAUACAACAGAUCAAUGUGUUAUCCCUGUACUUAAUCUAAUAGCACAACUAAAUGACCUGGAUGGCAGUUGAGAUAACAUUAAAAGUACAUGGUGCAAGUGAUCAAUGCUGUUCGAGAUUCUGCACAGAUAUUUAUAUUGUGAAGAUCUCCACUGACCUGCGACCUUUGCAUGCUAUCUUGAACAUGUACGCUUUCUAUGAUUACAUAAGAAAACAUUUAUAGUUACAGUAGGCUAACCUCAAAAUGUGGCCAUGGAUGUGUUACUCAUUUUAAGGUUGAAUAAAUACUGUUACAUUAGUUUGUAAGAUCGCCUUAACUUUAGGCUAUUUACUGUAUUACAAAAGGAAUAUUGAAUUGUGUUUGGUUGUCAACGCAACCAAAUAUCAACAUUUUAAAGGAUAAUGCUUGAAUAGUUUCAUCUGAGCCACUGGCUUAAUCCUGACUUAGUCUGGCUUUAAUUCCAGUUUGUCUACAACUGAAUAAUUUAUAUGUUGGAUUCAAGGCUCCAUCUCAACCAGACAUCUAAGUUAAAGAAUAUAACUAAAUCAAAUAAAACUUUUAAUAAAGUUUGAUUUAAUUUAGUCCUAUUCUGUAAAUUUGUUACAAUGAUGACUUAAUCCUGUGGUUGAAAUUCCACCCUCAAAACAACCUCUUUUUUUUCAAAUCCAAUGUGUUUUCCAUUUAGAUUCCUUGUCACAAUACAAUGACAAAUUACAUUGAAACAACGUUGAUUCAACCAGUUUGUGCCCAGUGGGAUGUGUUUACAUUCAAACAUUAUCUCAAACUCCACCAGUUACAACAAGAGAACUAAGACUCUUUAUUUUUGACCAACCAUGAAUCAAUUAUUCGACAAUUAACUUAGAGCAUUAAAACUCAUCCUGUGAAUCAAUGCCAGUUUUGGGUGAUAGUUGAUUGCCAGAAAAUAUUAUCUUGGGAUUGAAUGUAAAAUGUUUCAAAACCACACCAGGUUCAACACCAUCCCCAUCGUGAAGUUCAUGAGCUACCUGGUGUCCCACGUCUUUCUCCUGGCCCUCUUCAUCCUCACCAUCGUCUACCCCCCGCUGUGUCCCAUCCACCUGGGUCACCUGCUGCCCUGCUGGAAUGAGUGGCUGCUGCUGGCCUGGCUGGGGGGCAUGCUGGUGUCUGAGCUCACCCAGCCAGGGGAGCGCCAGGGCCUAGCCUGGAUCCGAGUGCUCGUCCUGGGCUUCUCCGCCGCUGCCUUCCUCUGCCACCUCCUGGCCCUGGUUCUCCAGCUCUGGCCCCCCUCCCAUCUCCACUGCCUGUUCGCCCGGAACGUCCUACUAGCCGUGGCCAUGACUCUAGGCUUCGUCCAGCUGCUGGAGUUCCUGACCUUCCACCACCUGUUCGGCCCCUGGGCCAUCAUCAUCAGGUGAGAGAAGAUCAGUGGAGAAAAAUACAACUAUACAAGUAGGCUAUUCACUAGGUAGGAGCAGAUCAACAUGUCAGCAGGACUGAUAUUGCAACACGUUUCAACCAAACAGGUCUUCCUCUGCUCCUAUAGUGUAUUCAGAAAGUAUUCAGACCCCUUGACUUUUUCCACAUUUUGGUACGUUACAGCCUUAUUCUAAAAUGGAUUAAAUAGUUUUUUCCCUCAUCAAUCUACACACAAUACCCCAUAAUGACAAAGCAAAAAAAGGUUUUUAGAAAUGUGUGCACAUUUAUUAAAAAUAAGAAACGGAAAUAUAACAUUUGCAUAAGUAUUCAGACGCUUUACUCAGUACUUUGUUGAAGCACCUUUGGCAGCGAUUACAGCCUCGAGUCUUCUUGGGUAUGACGCUACAAGCUUGGCACACCUGUAUUUGAGGAGUUUCUCCCAUUAUUCUCUGCAGAUCCUCUCAAGCUCUGUCAGGUUGGAUGGGGAGCGUCGCUGCAGUUAUUUUCAGGUCUCUCCAGAGAUGUUCGAUCGGGUUCAAAUCCUGGCUCUGGCUGGGCCACUCAAGGACAUUCAGAGACUUGUCCCGAAGUCACUCCUGCGUUGUCUUGGCUGUUUGCUUAGAGUCGUUGUCCUGUUGGAAGGUGAACCUUCACCCCAGUCUGAGGUCCUGAGCGCUCUGGAGCAGGUUUUCAUCAAGGAUCUCUCUGUACUUUGCUCCAUUCAUCUUUCCCUCGAUCCUGACUAGUCUCUCAGUCCCUGCCGCUGAAAAACAUCCCCACAGCAUGAUGCUGCCACCACCAUGCUUCACCGUAGGGAUGGUGCCAGGUUUCCUCCAGACGUGACGCUUGGCAUUCAGGCCAAAGAGUUUGAUCUUGGUUUCAUCAGACCAGAGAUUCUUAUUUCUCAUGGUCUGAGAGUCCUUUAGGUGCCUUUUGGCAAACUGAGGAGUGGCUUCCGUCUGGCCACUCUACCAUAAAGGCCUACUUGGUGGAGUGCUGCAGAGAUUGUUGUCCUUCUGGAAGGUUCUCCCAUCUACACCUCACUGACCAAGGCCCUUCUCCCCCGAUUGCUCAGUUUGGCCGGGCGGCCAGCUCUUCCAUUUCAGAUGUAUGGAGGCCACUGUGUUCUUGGGGACCUUCAAUGCUGCAGAAAUGUUUUGGUACCCUCCCCCAGAUCUGUGCCUCGACACAAUCCUGUCUCGACCUCAUGACUUGAUUUUUGCUCUGACAUGCACUGUCAACUGUGGUACCUUACUGUGGUACAGGUGUGUGCCCUACCAAAUCAUGUCCAAUCAAUUGAAUUUACCACAGGUGGACUCCAAUCAAGUUGUAGAUCAAUGGAAACAGGAUGCACCUGAGCUCAAUUUUGAGUCUCAUAGCAAAGGGUCUGAAUACUUACAUAAAUAAGGUAUUUCUGUAUUUUAUUUGUAAUAAAUUAGCAAAAUAAAAUUUUAAAAACUGUUUUUGCUUUGCCGUUAUAGGGUAUUGAGUGUAGAUUGAUGAGGAAACAUUUGUAUUGAAUCCAUUUUAGAAUAAGGCUGUAACGUAACAAAAUGUAGAAAAAGUCAAGGGGUCUGAAUACUUUCCGAAUGCACUGUACCUCUGUAAAUAUGUUGUUAUUGUUCACUUAAGUAUUAUCUGCAAUAAUAAGGCCUCCUGUUUGUUUUUUUUGGCUUACAUCCUCAUCAGAGACCUGAUGAAGGAUCUGGGAAGGUUUGCCGUCAUCCUGGCACUCUUCCACACCGCCUUCACCAUGAGCCUGUGUGCUGUGUGCCAGCCCGUUUACCCGCUCGGUCAGUAUUACAAUGUCACCUUGGUGAGGCAGGAGACAGGAGGCCACACCCCUCUGGAGGUGUCAGUCCUGCUCUUCUUCGCCCUCUUCGGCCUGACGGAGCCUGAGGACAUGCCUGCGUUGGUGCGCUCACCCCCGGCCGCCGGCGUUGUGGCCCACCUGGUGUUUGGCAUCUACCUGGUGGUGACGGUAAUCGUGCUGAUCAACCUGCUCAUCGCCAUGAUGAGUGACACCUAUCAGCGCAUUCAGGCCCACUCAGACACUGAGUGGAAGUUUGGCCGGGCCGUGCUCAUACGGGACAUGAGUAGGAAGUCAGGCACGCCGUCUCCAUUCAACCUCUUCACCAACCUCUUCUUUUAUGCCAAGGUGCUUUGCAAACAUCGAGGUGAGUUUCAUACUAGUGUUCCUACCUUGUUCAGGGAAUUCAUAGAUUCAAUAUUGGCAGUUUGAACCACUACAAAUGAUUGUUUCCCAAGGAGGCAAAACAUGAGUGUAGCAUGUGUAAUGCUACAUCAUGUAUCAGAUAUACACUGAGUGUACAAAACAUUAUGAACACCUGCUCUUUCCAUUACAUAGACUGACCAGGUGAAUCCAGGUGAAAGCUAUGAUCCCUUAUUGAUUUAACUUGUUAAAUCCACUUCAAUGAAGGGGAGGAGACUGGUUAAAUAAGUAUUUUUAAGGCUUGAGACAAUUGAGACAUGGAUUGUGUAUGUGUGCCAUUCAGAGGAUGAAUGGGCAAGACAAAAUAUUUAAGUGCCUUUGAAUGGGGUAUGGUGGUAGGUGCCAGGCACACCGGUUUGUGUCAAGAACUGCAGCGCUGCUGGGUUUUUCACGCUCAACAGUUUCCUGUGUGUAUCAAGAAUGGUACACCACCCAAAGGAAAUCCAGCCAACUGACAACUGUGGGAAGCAUUUGAGUCAACAUGGGCCAGCAUCCCUGUGGAACGCUUUCGACACCUUGUAGAGUCCAUGCCCCGACAAAUUGAGGCUGUUCUGAGGGCAAAAGGGGGGGUGCAACUCAAUAUUAGGAAGGUGUUCUUAAUGUUUUGUACACUCAGUAUGUGUGUUAUGUAUGACCCCCCAGGUAAGAUCUGCUCUGCGGAGGGCCGGGACCUGAUGACUGAAGAGGAGGAUGCAGAGGGUCUGCCUGGGCCUGACUCCCGCUCUCUGGACAUGCUAGCUCACACCACCUUGGGCUGGAUGAGGACCAACAAGAGGACACAGAUCCUACCUGAGGGUGAGGGCCUGAUUGUACUGAUCCAUUUCAAUUCACUGAUUCAAAUGAUUGAGAUUCACAUAUUUAAUUAAUUUCAAUUAAUUUCAAUUAACUGUUCAAACUAAUCAUUUGGUGAUUUGGUAAAUGUGUUCUAAUACGAUCUGAUACGUACAUGCAUGGCACGUGAAAAAAAGACAUGUUUGAGCAUCUUACAUUCUUGAUUCUCAUCAAUAAAAGUCCCAACAAACAUAGUUCCUACAUUAAAAAUCUUAAAGAAAUGUGCAGAUGUAUAUGAAGAGUAUGUUGCCUUGUUCUUAUCUUCUAAGCUCUCUCUAUGCCCCCCAGGUGGCCAGCCCCUCCCCUCCAGCUCCAGGCUGGCUGGCCAGGUGCGCGUGGAGCAAGUGACAGACUGGGCCGCGGUGGUCCAACGCUACCUGGCGCUGAGAGGACAGGGGGACAGAGCCAUGCAGGAGAGGGAUCCUGGGACAGACCCUGCCCAGCACCCUGACUGA
Coregonus sp. 'balchen' is the source of this 41068-nucleotide messenger RNA. The record is from the annotation of a GenBank genome assembly. NCBI's taxonomy places the organism in Eukaryota, Metazoa, Chordata, Actinopteri, Salmoniformes, Salmonidae.